AUGGAAUGGAGUCACGACGAUGAUAUGUUGGAACUUGGGGGGACGAUGGAAUGGAGUUACGACGAUGAUAUGUUGGAACUUGGGGGGACGAUGGAAUCGAUACUCAACAUUGAUGUCUUGGAUUAUGGAUUCACGGCCAAGGGGGAGGUGUUCAUAACGAGCAUAAACCGCAACUUCGAAUUCGCCUUCAACUGUCCCAACUUCUCCGAUCGCGUGCUCCGCAUCGAGGUCGUGGGGAAGCCUCCCGAGGGUGAGGUUAGCAUCGAGCGGAACACCCAUCAGAAGCGGCAAAGUGAUGAUGACAUCACAGAGAAAGGUGAUGAUUCUGAUCUUGUCCUCAAAGUCAAUUCCAUCUACGUUAAUUCUGCUAUACUUGCUGCAAGAAGCCCUUUCUUCUACAAGCUUUUCACGACUGGCAUGAAAGAAUCUCAUCAGCAGCGGCAUGUAACUCUGAGAAUCAACACAUCAGGUACUUGUCAAAACAAAUCACACCGAGUAUUGCUUUGUGCAAGUGCAUAUGCACUCACAGCUUACUCCUUCGUUUGUCGAUUGAUCACUAAGCACUUCUAGUAGUUCCUUGACAUUUUAUGAAGGAAAAAUUCACGUUCUACUCCAAAGGUAAAUAUCCUUCUAUUUAUGCGAUA
Musa acuminata AAA Group (dessert banana) is the source of this 644-nucleotide messenger RNA. RefSeq names its product BTB/POZ domain-containing protein POB1-like. The record is from RefSeq and is a predicted model, not a curated record. Gene Ontology annotation, molecular function: protein binding. Bases 1 to 570 code for a protein of 189 amino acids. Gene Ontology annotation, biological process: response to red light. The transcript is spliced from 3 exons. Gene Ontology annotation, cellular component: nucleus. Lineage: Eukaryota; Viridiplantae; Streptophyta; Magnoliopsida; Zingiberales; Musaceae.